AUGACCGAACGUUCAAAAUAUCCAAUAAAUGGAAUCUGUCGUUUUGAAAAUGUUGCUCGGCUUAUUGAAAACAAUAACUUCCCUGAAAAUUCUAUCGGUUGGAUGUGUGGAAUUGAAUGGUAUUUCUCACUAAGAACAAAAGAAAUUAACGACAUUACUUACAUUUACGCAUUUCUUGAUUCUCGAGUGGAGCGUUCUGAAGUAUUCAAUUUGCGUUCCUUUUUUUCGUUUGAAAGUCAGGAAAAAAUAAAAAAUAAAAAAUCAGAACAUUGCGUAUUCCUGUAUCAUGAUGAAAGUCCGCGUGGACAUUAUCUCAAAGUAGACAAACUGAUAGAUGAAGAAAAUGGAUGGUUGAGUGAUGGAGCAUUGUCGGUGGAAUAUGGGUUUUGUGUAUUAUCAAUCCAAGAUGAUGACGAAAUCUGGAAGUUCAAUUUUUAUGAUAGCCUAUUUGAUUGUGAUCGGAAACAAAAUAUGAUUAGAUUGGAAGAUAAGAGUUGGAGAUUUGAUGAUUGCUUACCUUUAUGCACUCAUAAACAGGUACUGGCAGUUUGA
Messenger RNA from Caenorhabditis remanei, 552 nucleotides. RefSeq lists its product as uncharacterized. The coding region runs from base 1 to 552 and encodes 183 amino acids. Lineage: Eukaryota; Metazoa; Nematoda; Chromadorea; Rhabditida; Rhabditidae. The transcript is spliced from 3 exons. The record is from RefSeq and is a predicted model, not a curated record.